AUGUUUCAGAUUAAAAAUUGUCUUGAUUAACUUUUUACAAUUUAAAACUAAUUCAGCUACUUUGAUACAUCUACACAAGUGGCUAAUUUUUCCUAUCUCAGCCCUACAAAUUAACUUUUUAUUAGUCUCAAUAUAACCAAACACUAUGACUAGUUCAUUGGUUCAAGAUAUGUUCAAGUUACAGCAUCUUAUCAAGGAGAAUUCCAAAGAAAUACCACCUUUAUGACUAAUUUUAUUCCUCCGAAUUAUAGAGUAAAAUAAGUAGAUUAACCUGAUCAUGACUUCAAAAAUUGUAGUUAGAAAAUUUAUCCUCUUUUUUGGGGAGAAUCAUAUAACUUAAAAAUUUGGUAAUCUUCUCUAGAUUAAUAUGGGAAUAUUUUAAUGGCAGGAAGCUCAAAUACUCUACCAUUUUCUGAUAUAAAUAUUGGAAAUAAAUAAUUGUAUCAAGGAUUUGUUGCUCUUUUCGAUCAAAGAGGUUAGCCAUUCUGGAUAUAUUAAGCAAGAUAAAUUUCUACAGCCACUACUAAUUAAACAUGUUUAAGUGUGUCUUAAUUCGAGACAUUUGUAUAUGCAUUAUGCACUCUUAAAGAAAAUGAUUAUGUAAAUAAAAGAUCAAGAGUAUUGGUUUUAUUGAAAUUCAACCAUUAAAAUGGAAUUCUUAAAUAUGCUAGAAAUCUACCUAAUAAUACUGAUUAAUAAGGGGACUUCGUUUAUGGCUUAUAAAAUGGAAUGGCCUUAGGCUUAUUUAGAUAUGUUAAUCAAACUACUAAAUUGAUAAAUCAAGCUGCUCUUGUUUAUGAUGAUUCUAUUGAUACUACUUCAUGGUAUAAACUUUAUAAUACAUCAUUUUAAGAUUCUACUUUUCUCGAACCAACACCGAGGACUUACCUUGUAAAUAGAGAGACUGGAUUUUUCUAUAUAUUUGAGUCAGUUCCUAAUAAAUUCUUUUAAACCUAUAAAAAUAAUUUAAUUAAUGGCUAAAUUGAAUUAAUCACAAGAUGUACCUAAGUUUAAAAUGUCGCAAUGGGGUUCUUUUAUGCUGCAUUUUUAGGUGAUUAUUAGAUAGUUUAAGGAUCAAUAGACAUGCUAUCAAAUUUAAAUCGAGCAGUUUUAUAAAUUAUACAGCAGAGUGAUUUGAGUUUGGUUAAGCAAUUAAAGUUGUCAUUUGGAAAAAUGUUUAAACUCUCAAGUAUUGCAAUCACUGUAACUGAUGAAAAUAUAUUUGUUGUGUUUUCUUUUAAAUCAAUCGUGAUUGCCAAGUUUGACAAAGAUUUAUAGCUCAUAAAGUAUGUAUACUUUGAAAAGACUUUUACUUCUGCAAGCAUCUUGAAUAUCAAAUUUUAUGGGGAUGAAUUACUUUACUUUUUUAAUACUCAAACAAUUCCCUCAAAUAGUUCAGGAAAAUCUAUAGAUUUAAAUUCAACUGAUAUAAAUUGGAAAAUCGAAGCAGAUUAUUCAAUAACUACUCCUAAUUUAAUGAUUUCAAAUUUUAGCCCAGGAUUAAAUGGAAAUGUCACACUCGGAUUUAUGUAAUUUUCAACAAACCUUAAUUGGACAUCCUAAAGUUUUUCUUCAAACUUAGUCAAAAGAAAUGAUAAUGGAUUAUCAAUGAUAAGAUUUAGGUAAUUUGAUGGUACUUAUCACAGCCCUUCCCCUAUUUAAUAAUCAGCAAUUGAAACUGAGUAUAGUUAUGAAUUUAAACGUAACAGUGGGAUACCAAUCACGCUGAAAGUUAUAUGCAGCAUUAAUAAUAAUGAGAAUUUCUACUUUACUCAACUUUCAUAUAAUUCUACUUUAAACAAAAUUUCCGUGAAUACUAACAUGUUUGCAACACCUGUCGCUGUUCAUGUAAAAGAAGAUGAAAAUAUAUUAAUAGGUGGUUACAUUUACACUUCCGUUGGCUAAGCUGCUAAUCAAGCUACUAUAUAUAGAUUUUCAUAAAGUAGCAGAUUAGAAUGGUAAUCUUACAUCUCUAAUGCAUAUUAUUUGUCUGAAAUAUAAUCAUUAGUGAUGUAGAAUGAUUCAAUUUAUGCAACUUUUGUAAAUAACAUAAGCUUAAGUGCCCAAUAAUAAGCUUUAGUCAAGCUAACUUAUAGUGAAGUCUUUUAGUUGCUUUACGACAAUUAAUUAAGCUUGAACAUAUCUUUUAAUCAUUUCCUAUAAGAUCAAUCAAGUACAAAUGCAGAUGCUUUAAACACACCUGGUACUAUUUGCUUCGAUUUAGAUGGCAACUUUGUCUAUUAUACAGGAUUUCUCAAGAAUAAAUCCAGUACUUUAAAUCCAAGCCCAUUAAGUGGAUUUAUUAGUAAAUUCAGCAAAAAUUUAAUAACUGGUGUGGGAAUGUAAUCGCAAAUUUAAUUAUUAAAGAUGACUACAGAUGUUAUUGGUAUUAUAGACAAACUAUGGUUUUUAAGUUCAACUUUAAUUGGUAUGAAAAUUCUAAAUACUCAAGUGUAUUUUCCAAGCCCAUCUAUAAACUCAGGAAAUGCUCCUGGAUCAUUCAAAUAUUUGGUGUCGGAUACUGCAAAUGUACCAUGUUCAGAAGUAAAUUUUCCGGAAUUCAUGAUGAAAUAAGGCUAAAUUGGAAAAUAUGAAAUUGACGCCCUCUAAGUAAAACAUUGUCAAGGGACAUGGAUUGUUACUGUAUUAUCAACAAAUGAUAAAAAUAAUGUACUACCUCUCCCCAUAUAUGUAUGGCCAGCUUCCUUUGAAGAGGUUCCUAAAUCAGAAUCAAAUGAUACAUGCCAAGGAGUACUUUUUCCAAAAGUUAUUGGAGCAAGCUUGAAUGAUUUUACUCAUUACAACUCAGAUAUGGAUCUAGAUAAUGGAAAUUUUUUGGUUUGUGGAGCAUCUUUAGCCUCAUGGUACGUAAUUAAGGAUUAUCCAGGGUAGUAAUAUGGAGUGAUUUCUUUAUUUGGAAUAACUGGAAAAGCUUAUUGGUCUUAUGGAAAAAUUAAGACAAAUAAUCUGUUUAUACUAUCGCAGUUACAUCCAUUCAAAAUAAUGAAUAUUUGA
Molecule: messenger RNA, 3015 nt
Organism: Stylonychia lemnae
Lineage: Eukaryota; Ciliophora; Spirotrichea; Sporadotrichida; Oxytrichidae
Source: the annotation of a GenBank genome assembly